CAGCUGCGGUGGUCGCGGGUCCGCUCGCGGGUCCGCGCGCGGGAGGGCCGCGCCGUGCCGAGGCCGCGGGCGAGCGCCCCGGCCGGGGCCCCGAGGGCCUGGGGUGCUCCACCAUGAGGACGCGGGGGCCGACGCCCGAGCGCCGCGAUGCAGCGCCUCAGGAACACGUUUCAGCGCUCGCGCACCCCGACCGGCGCCGACAUGAAGAUGCAGUCCAGCCUGGACGUCCCCAAGACGGUGCGCAGUGCCUCCUUCGACGAGAUCCAGCUCGAGGCCAAGCGCAUGGAGGGGGCGUCCACGUCGUCGGCGGCGGGGGCGGAGGCCGCCGAGCCGUCGGGGCCGCUGCUCCGGGUGCCGCUGGUGGGCGGGCAACGCUCCAAGAGCUUCGACGGCGCGGGCGGCGGCGGCACCUACACCUCCCCGCCGCCGUCCGCGACGACUGGCGGCGAGGACGGCGGGGCGUUCCUGGAGGUGCCGGCCAAAUCACGCUUCCAACGGCGGCGAUCGUCCGGGGAGCGCGGCGCGGCGGCUUACUGCAUCCACUGCGCGCUCAUGGAAGAGUAUCACCGCGAGCCGCAGCAGCUGGCGAGGAAGCUGGUCCACGCCGCGCCCCUCCCCUCCACCGAUGACGAGGACGACGAUGAUGACUCGGAGGACGACGUGGGCGAGGACUCGGACGACGAGGGAGAUGACGAGUCGUCGCUGCCGUCGCCGCCGCCCUGGCCGGGGCCAAACCUGGACGACGUGGCGGUGCCGCCGUGCGGCAUCCUGGUCACGCUGUCCGCGUCGCCGGCCUCCCCGGAGAACGAGCGCCCGCCCACGCCACCGCCCGCCUCGCCUGUGCGCCGCCGCUCCAUCCAGCGCCAGGAGGCGCUCGUGUUCGUGGAGCCACCACCGGAGCUGGCGCAGCUGGCUUCGCUGGCGCCGCAGACGAGCAGCUCGCUGGAGUACGAGUACUCGGACGCCACAUCGGACGGCAGCGACGCGGCGCUGGGGCCGGCGCCGGCCCCGGAGGCCUCGGCCGCGCAGCCCGGGGCCGGCGGGGGCCUGCUCGUCAGGGACUUCUACCUGGCGGUGCCCGAGCUCAAGCGGGACCGCGCCGCCUCCGUCGACUCGUGCUUCAUCAACAAGGCGCCGGCGGGCGGCAAGGCCGAGGAGGUGGUGCAGGCCCCGGGGACCACGCUGGGCAGCACGCUCGAGCCGCCCAUGGCCGGGGCGGGCGCGAUGCGCUCGCGCUCCGUGGACAUCGUGCUGCCCACGGACGAGCAGGCGCGCUACAAGGCGCUGGCCAUGGCGGCGCCCGCUGCCACCCCCGCGCCCGCGGUCCCGCUCGCCAGGCGGGCCGUGGGCGCGGAGGGCGCGCAGAGGGAGUUCAGAGCCACGCCGGACUGGGCCGAGUCGGCCGUCAACGGAGACCACCUUUGGUCGCCCACCACCCAGUCGGGCGACAUGUGCUACGUCGGAGAGCCCGAGUGCACGAAACACGGGCCGCGGUACAAGUGCGCGGCGUGCAAAAUCGUGGCGCACCAGUCGUGCGUGCCCGUGCUGAUCGACCGGCUGCGAUUCACCUGCAAGGCGACCUUCCGGGACGUGGGCGUGCGCGCGUACCGCGAGCAGGCCAGCACCGCCGUCACCCACCACUGGGUGCACCGGCGCUCGCAGAAGGGCAAGUGCCGCCAGUGCGGCAAGUCGUUCCAGUCCAAGCUGUCGUUCAGCAACAAGGAGAUCGUGGCGCUGAGCUGCAGCUGGUGCAAGACCUCGUACCACAACAAGGAGGCGUGCUUCAACCUCACGCGCAUCGGGGAGGAGUGCACUCUGGGCUCCCACAAGACCAUCGUCGUCCCGCCAUCCUGGAUCGUCAAGCUCCCACGGAGGGGCAGCUUCAAGUCCAGUCUACGGAAGUCCCCGAAAAAGAAAGGCUCCUCCAAGAAAAAGUCGAAGGAAAAGGCCGAGAAAGAGCCCCGGGCGUUCGUCAUCAAGCCCAUCCCCACCGCCAACGUGCGGCCCGUGAUCGUCUUCAUCAACCCCAAGAGCGGCGGCAACCAGGGCGUCAAACUGCUGCAGAAGUUCCAGUGGCACCUCAACCCCCGGCAGGUGUUCGACCUGACGCAGGGCGGGCCCAAGAUGGGGCUGGAGCUGUUCCGGAAGGUGCCCAACCUGCGCGUGCUGGCGUGUGGCGGGGACGGCACCGUCGGCUGGGUGCUCUCCGUGCUGGACCAGCUCACCUUCCACCCGCCGCCCGCCGUCGGCGUGCUUCCCCUCGGCACCGGGAACGACCUGGCGCGCGCGCUCGGCUGGGGCGGGGGCUAUACGGACGAGCCCAUCUCUAAGAUCCUGUCGAACAUCGGCAACAGCGAGACGGUGCUGCUGGACCGCUGGCAGCUCAAGGUGGAGAAGAACAACGAUGCCAAGGAGAAGGGUGACGGUAAGGAGCAGCUGCCCCUGUCCGUCGUCAACAACUACUUCUCCAUGGGGGUGGACGCUCACAUCGCGCUCGAGUUCCACGAGGCCAGAGAGGCGCACCCGGAGAAGUUCAACUCGCGGCUCCGAAACAAGAUGUUCUACGGUCAGAUGGGCGGCAAGGACCUGGUGCGCCGAAAGUGGAAGGGCCUGGCCGAGCUGGUGACGCUCGAGUGCGACGGCAAGGACCUGACGCCCAAGCUCAAGGACCACCGCGUGCACGCCAUCGUGUUCCUCAACAUCCCGAGCUACGGCGGCGGCACGCACCCGUGGAACCGAGCCUUCGGCAUCGAGCAGGCCACGGACGACGGGCUGAUCGAGGUGGUGGGGCUGACCACGUACCAGCUGCCCCUGCUGCAGGCCGGCGGCCACGGCACCUGCAUCGCCCAGUGCCGCACGGCGCGCAUCGUCACCUCCAAGACCAUCCCGAUGCAGGUGGACGGCGAGGCGUGCAAGCUGGAGCCGUCCGUCAUCACGCUGUCGCUGCUCAACCAGGCCACCAUGCUGGCCAAGCGGCGCGGCGGCCGGCCCCAGGCUCAGUCCGCGGCCCAGGAGUCGGUCCGGGUGUCGGUGCUCAGGAUCAACAUGCCCGACUACGAGCAGCACCACUACGAGAAAGAGCUGCUCGCCCAGGCCGCGCUGGUGGUCGGCGAGAUGGACGUGAGUCCGGCUGCCGACCUGGAGCAAGUGAGGGCCAUGAUCUGCAAGCUGGACAGCCCCAACGUGCCUCCCGAUUGGUGCUUCGUGGACUCGUGCACGGCGGAGCGCUUCUUCCGCGUGGACCGCGCGCAGGAGCACCUCCACUUCCUCAUGGACAUCGCCGGGGACCAGCUCUUCAUCCUGGAGGAGGCCCCCGACGUCCAGGACGCGGCCGGAGGCUCGGGCGGCUCUGGCGGCUCGGGCGCGGCCACCAAGGACGUGUCGCGCGAGACGUCGCAGGAGACGUCGCAGGACGUGUCGCAGGAGGUGCUCUCGCCCUCGGACGACCAGUCCACCUCGGACAGGGCCUCGCCCGACCCUCUGACCGACGACACCAAGGACACCCACGCGGCCGCCCCCGCGGCCAUGGCCGCCCACGCACCCCACCACUCGUACACCCCGGUGUACUCGACCGACGGGGUCCCCUACGCUUCAGGCCACGGCGGUGACUCGGCCGCGGGCUCCAGCCGAACGCAGCAAAAGUUAUUUGGACUGAACUAUGUUAAGUACAGCCACUUGCUGGAGAAAUCGUCGGAAGAAGUUCUCAGGGCCUCCAGAGAGAAUGACUUAAGAAGACUGAGGGAUCUCCACCAGCAGGGCUAUUCCAUGCUGUCCAUCGACGCCGUUGGCCAGACGGCUCUCCACAUCUCCGGCCGAGCAGACCACCGCGACAUCGUCAAGUACCUGCUGGCCAACGCCCCACCGUCUAUCGUCGACAUUCCGGACACGGAGCGGGGCCAGACCGCGCUGCAGGUGGCCGCGGCGGCGGGCCGGAGGUCCGUGUGCUGCCUGCUGGUGGCGGCGGGCGCCUCGCUCAUCGUCAAGGACCGUCAGGGGAGGACGGCCAAGCAGCUGGCCCGGGCGGCCGGCGACGAGACGCUCGCCGACUACCUGGAGAGUCAAGAGCGCUUCCACCUUGUGACGGAGGACGUGGAGACCAUCGUCUAGGGCGCCCCCCGGCGCCUGGGCCCCUGCCGCCGCCCCACCACCGCGCCCUCCCAGCCGCGACCACACCGGGGGAGGGACACCCGGGGACACCCCGCACCGGAGUGGAGGAGGGACAGCCCGUGCGCAGCGGGAAGCAGCAGCAGUCGAAGGUUGACGUCGCUUUGACGUCCGAAGGACUCAAAUCGGCGUCGAAAGUUGCCCGCUCGGCUUCCUCUGCCACUUACCCGAGGGCUGGGCUACUCGCCACUGAUUGAGCCUCGGUUGGCUAGCGGCCUGCCCCGGGCCCCGGCUAGCACCCUCCCCCUCCCCUCGCGCUGCCCCGGGUGGAGCGAGGCGCCUUCCCCACCCCUGGACAAGCCUGGACAGACGGAGGACCCGGCAAAGGGCCCGGUAAUGCGAAUGGACGCUCAAGGGCGCACGCCUUGCCCUGCCCUGCGCCACACUCAGAUGUGCCCAACCUUGAGAAUCGCACGUGCAGCGAUGUCAAGCCAAGUUACACUCACUGAAAUGUCUAUGACCAACAAAUUAAACCAGAAAUCUCCGUUUUUUCCUCGGACUUUUGCAGAGGAAAUGCGAACACUAGAUCCAAGAAGACUAUGAUUUUAUUGUACAUUUCACUCAACUGUCUUUAUUUGCUCUGCCAUUACUUUACAUUGUCUCAAAGUUGUAAAUUUUAUGCAUGAUGUAUUUAAUUCUUUUCUAGUUUUUCCACAAUUUGAUUGUCAUGUUACAUAUGAUCAUUAAGACAAUUAGUGUAAAUACUUUACGACUGUUAUGUGCAUGUUAUUCAUGACCUUCACUUCAUCAUAUUGGAUGUAGUUGAAUCUCUCUUAUUUUUGUUCCUUUUUCAUUUGUCAUAUUUUUUCUAUAUGAGCAAGUACUCUGUUCCAAUUGAACGUUUAGAAACUUGCCACAUUGCAGUGAUCCUAUUUUGUAGAGUGAUAAGAGUCUUUAUGUGGAAUCUUAAUGAAUAUCUAUUUUGUGAUGCAAUAAUAUAAUAAGUCAACGUCUCUCUAAGUGAAUAAUUAUAAGAAUUUUUUCACUUGACAUUUGUUAGGUCUUCCAUUUGCUUUUGUUUGGGAAGAGUUAACUUACCUUUCCAUCCUAAUUUUCAAAUGCAAUUUAAUAAUACUAUAUCUGAGAUUUUUUUUAAAUAGUAGGAGAUAUUUACCUCUCAAGAAAUGUGCUAGUGUAAUCUUGUGGCAUAAUUUCUACGUAAUUUAACUUUUAUAAUUUUACUAGGUAUCUUCAAUAAAAUGUGAAGUAUGCACACCUCUGACUCAAAAGUGUACCUUACUAGGAUGUUAUUUCUAAGAUAAUCUAUUCUACAAAGCUUGAAUAUCAAAACUUUUUCUUUCUGGAUUAAUUUUAAGACAAACCUGCAUCACUAUCGUAUCAAUGCCGUAUCGGCACUGACUUUUUGAUGGCAUUAAAUUAUCUUCGUUGAUGAAAAAGACCCCUGAUGCAUCAUAUGAAAAUAAAUCAUGAUUUCUAUAAACUGUUCAAGAGGAAAACGUUUUGAUAUUCACACAUUGCAGAAAAAUCAAUCUUAGAAAUACAAUGAUUUCAUCAACUAAAAGUUCGUCAGGAACAGGGUAAAACCUUGUUACCACACCUAGUUCACCACUUUGUGAGCAAGCAACAAACUGACAACUACCCAUUUUUUCAGAACGUGGGUAAUCUCAUUUCCUGGAUCACAUUUCUUGCCAAUUUUAACUGUUCAGACAAUAGAGUAGACACCCUUUUGCCAUGUUGUAGGUAGGAUAGAAGUCCCUCAGUAGGUGGUAAGCCAAGUGAAUCAUUCUCUAAGUUUAUAAUUAAACUAUACUGGUGGGACAAACCCAGUCAUCAAAAUCUCUGGCUGCUCAAACCUAAUGCUGUGAAUACAAUGGUGAGUGAUUUCAUGAAGCAUUUGUUUCUGUCAGAAUCUUUACCACUUGUAUAAGGAAACGUUGCCACAUUACAGUGUAGAUCUGAAUCAUGGGAGCAUCAACUCUUUUCUUUAAUUAAAAUUUUAUUAAGAAAUGUCAAUUUUGUAGGACUUGACUGUUCUUUAUCUUACUAAUUGAUUGUUAUUUAUCUAAAAAUUUAAUAGGUUAUUAUGACGUAAAGAAACGUGUGAUGCUCCUCUUGAAUGUAUAUAGCAUUAUUUUCUAUAAUCUGAGUUACUGAUCAAUCAAUUAUCACUUCAUGCAGUUGUUUACCACUGAACAUAAAGUGAUUCCAGAAAAUGUCUUCAAUCUUUUACCAAAUUUUAAAAAACUUCCCUUAUGAGGCUCUUAAGAUUUUGCUUACUAAAGAUGCUCAAAGCAAUAAAUAGCUGUGCUGUUUUGCAGUUCCAGCCAAUGUUUUCAGUGAGACGCUAUUAUUAUUUGACUUUCAUGGCUGUGGUCCAAUUCAUGAAGUAAAUGGAGCUUUCAUAUCCUUUACAUAAUGUAAUAUUGUUCUUUUAACUUUUGUUGUUAUUUCUUGUGAUUUAUUGUUGUUAUUUGAUUGCGAUAUCAACGAAACUACACUGUGGAUGGUAAAUUUAUUGCCUAUAUCUAAUGUUUUCAAUUGUGGACCACUCUAGUCUUAUGUAGUGACAUCUGUUAUGGCAUGAGAAAUAAGUCAUCUCUCUAUGACAGGGUCACACUGUCUUAGGUACUUUAAGUGGCUAAGAAGUGAUUUUCAUCUUCAAUCUUUCGCUUUUAAGGGUUUUAUAUGUGUAUCUGACAGAAAAAUGUCAAUGAGUAAUACUGCUGUGUUAUUUUUAAACGAUGAGUAUGAGCAAGAUUUUUCUCUUAUGGAGACAUGUGACUAAAUAUGAUCAGCUGGAAUUGGGAGCAUAACCGGUAUUCAACAAAAGUUGCAAAGUACCUCCUUUUUUUCAGUAAAAGACAACGACAGAAAACUUGUGCUGAACGCUUGGUUGUGCAAACUGGAAGCUUGUAAAAGCACUUUGUUCUGCUUGGUUAGUCAGGGUAAUGAUAAUUAUAGAGGGCAACCACAAGUUGGAAGUGUAAGGAUAAUUAAUCUCAGCUAUUCUCAUGUCUGCAUUGUUACGUUUGUUUCUAUAUGCUUCAAAUGGAAAGACAUGUUAUUUGACUUAAUAGAUGAAAAAAUUCCCAUUAUUUUCAAAAAUUCAUUUAAUGAAAACACAUUGGUUACAGUCAGAGUUCCUAUGAGGAGAUACAAACUAACCGGGGAAUGAAUGGGACAAUGGCAGUGUAUUGACCAGUCAAAUCACCAAUACUACAUAAUUCAUCAAAUUAAUGAGCCCAAGUUUUUGCACUUACCCAUCUACACAUUUUUGUCUCAAGUACACAUUCAUCAUGAGACCCUUAGUUAGAUAAAAAUAUAAAAAUAUUUAUCUUUCCUCUUUGAAUAGUCUAUCUAUGACUGACACACCUUCCCAGCAAUACAAAUGUAAAUUCUAAAACUUCGUCUUAUUUUCACCCUCUAUUUUAGUAAAUAAUGUAGAAAUGAAUGUAAAUAUUGGAUAAAACUGCUCUUCCUUGUAAGAAUGAAAGGACCACUUGUAGAGUAGGCACUCUCACUCUAUAUCCUCAACAUUUUGUAUAUAAGCUAAGAAUGUGAGCAGUGAGUUCUAUGGAAUGCUUGGAAAAUGCAUAUCAUAUCUUUUACAAAACGUUUUUAGUAAAUAUUCAUGUUGAUAAAUGACAAUCACAUAUCGAUCGUAGAUGCUAAUUGCUUCAAAAGUUGUCUUUCCUUAAUUUGAGAGUAAGUCUUUGUGGACAGACACUCAGAAAAUGGAAAAUACUCUGAAAGUUUUCUGAUUAUUUUCUCUCAUUCAAGUCAGUUCACCAACUUAAUUUCACAUUGAUUUCGCUCCAAAAAAAAGAGAAAAAAAAAGGGUCACUGACAUUUGGAAAAAUUAAUACAAUGACUUAAGGAUGAGCAUUGUCAUUAGUGUAAUGUAUAUUCAUGCAUAUUCCACAUUCCAAUCUCUCUACUCAUUUACUGUAAUAAAAUUUAUGUUCUUUACAUACAUCAUCUCUUCAAUCGGAGAGGUAAAUUAAUAGAAUGGUUGAGCUUUGCACAGCUAACAGAUUGAAUGGCUAUGUUGCAUUUCUAGUUGCCCCUUGUAAUCAGAUUGUCUGACACAAGAAAGUGCUGUUCCAAAUAGAAGCCCAAUUUCCUUAAGGAAUCAAGUUUCAUUCUGUGGAAACAAAAUUACAUUAGGAAUGUUAAAUACCUAAACCAUCUGAUUGCUGGUUGGGGAACAAUUAGACUGAAAACCACUUCGAUCUGAGAUACAAAACUGUGUCUAAAAUUGUAUAGUAGAUCUUAUAAUUAAAGAAGUAGUUCAUAUUUAACAUUCCAUUCAAAACUUUUGUCCAUUGUUCUCCUGCGCUUAUGCCUCUAUUUCUUUCUAACAGUACUAAAUCCAUUUUUUUUCAUAUGUUAAUCGUAAACUCUCUCCUUCCCUUCUUCCUCCAUUUUAAACAAAUGUUAUCUGCAUACAACAGAAUAAUUGAAUGAAAUAUUGUACAAAUGAAGUAAAAGAUACUAAAACACCAAGAGUAUUUGUCAGAGAUAACAUUUAGACAAAGCUAUGGUCUUUAGUGUGUCUAGAAUUAAUCACAAAUUUCCAAACACCAAACAUACUCUAUCUGUACAAAAUUUGGGUUUGAAAAGUUAGCAUAAAAAUCCAGCUCAUGGUUGUUGUUUUCAACCCAUUGUUUUCUUACCACUAAAACAAACAGGGGCAUCACUGGAAAAUAGUGCACUGGCUGGUUGAGUCAUACAAUAAAUACAGUAACAAGAAAACUUCUUAUACAGUUCACAUUUUUAAAAGACUACCAAAUUGAUGGAGUUGGUCCUGCAUCAAAAAACUAGAAUUUAAAAGUUGGUCUAUAUCUAAGCCAUAAUAGUUAAAAUGAAAACAAUCAUGCCUUGAAGACCUUAUGAAUAAAUACUAAAUAUUGUACAUAGUUACUUUAAGUUUAUAAAGUAUUCUUGUAAUUUUUCUGACUCUUAUGUUUAUACACUAAAAUGAGACUUACUUGCCUCUCAAACUACUUCCCAGAAAGCUCCAACUUACAAAAGGUAACAUUGGGUCAAAGAUUGUACCGUGUUUGAAAAAAAAUUGUAGCUGACAAUUCUGUAAGUCUGUAAGUCAGAUAAGGGUACAUAUUUAUCUUUUAAUUGUAUUUUUUCCUUGUCCUUAUUGAGGUCUCAAUUACAGUUCACUCCCAGUGCUUGGUUUAA
Molecule: messenger RNA, 9321 nt
Organism: Frankliniella occidentalis (western flower thrips)
Lineage: Eukaryota; Metazoa; Arthropoda; Insecta; Thysanoptera; Thripidae
Gene: rdgA
Product: eye-specific diacylglycerol kinase
Exons: 17
Coding region: 148-4107 (1319 amino acids)
Biological process (GO): intracellular signal transduction; diacylglycerol metabolic process; lipid phosphorylation
Molecular function (GO): protein binding; ATP-dependent diacylglycerol kinase activity
Source: RefSeq, a predicted model, not a curated record